Messenger RNA from Eremomyces bilateralis CBS 781.70, 192 nucleotides. Its product is annotated as ubiquinol-cytochrome C reductase. The record is from RefSeq and is a predicted model, not a curated record. Gene Ontology annotation, biological process: mitochondrial electron transport, ubiquinol to cytochrome c. The transcript is spliced from 5 exons. The coding region runs from base 1 to 192 and encodes 63 amino acids. NCBI's taxonomy places the organism in Eukaryota, Fungi, Ascomycota, Dothideomycetes, Eremomycetales, Eremomycetaceae.
AUGGCACUCUCCCAAACCCUUUAUAACACCUUCUUCCGAAGCAACGCAACGAUGCUGGGCCUUGUUUUCGGCACCGCCUUCGGUGGCUCGCUACUUUUCAACGGCACAUCAGACCGUAUCUGGGACAGCAUAAACCAGGGCCGGCAAUGGAAAGACAUCAAGCACAAGUAUGUGGAUGCGGCGGAGGAGUAG